AGGAGGGGCCGCGGCGCGCGCGAUUUCGGUGAUGCCGGGCGAGGGGGGCCGUGCGCUGCCGCCGCUGCUGCUGUGCGGCUCGGCCAAGCUGCUGCUCUCCGCCGUGGUGUCGUCCGCGUACACCGUGUUCCCGCUGCACGCGGAGGAGGCCGGGCUCGGCGCGGGGGUCCGCGCGGCCGUGCUGUCCGCGUUCCCUGCGGCCUACCUGGCCGGCCUGGCGCCCGCAGGGCGGGCGUGCGACGACCCCGCGCUGCCGCCGCGCGGCCUCUCCGCGGCGCUGGCGGACGUGGCGGCCGGCGCGCUGGUGGCGGCCGGCGCGGGCGAGAGGCUCGCGUACAUGGAGGGGGUCCUGGAGUCCUGCGAGGCACUGGGCUGGAUCCUCGGGCCGCCCGUGGGCGCCCUGCUCUACGCCCGCGCCGGCUUCCCGGCCACCUCCGCGCUGUGGGCGCUGCUGUGCGCCGCGGUGGUGCCCGCGACCGCCCUCGCCGCGGGCGCUGGCGCGGCGCGCCCGGGGGGAGCGUCCCCGCCGCACUCGGGGCAGCGCAAACCGCACGGCGCCCCCGAAGGAGAGGGACGAGGAGGCGGAGGAGAAGAUGCCGUCCAGCCAGCAGAGCCUUGCCGACCUCGGGGCCGCGCCGACAGGGGGGGAGGCGGCGGGGCUCGCGGCCAGCGGCGCGCACGUCUUCGCCUACGGCCUCGGCAGCGGGGCCAUGUACGCGGGGCUGGCGCUGCGGGGCCGGGCGCUGGGCCUGGGCGCGGGCGCCACGGCGCUGCUGCAGCUGCUCGUGGCCGCGAGCUACCUCGUGGGGGCGCCGCUGGUGGGCAGGGGCUGCGACGGCUGCUCGCCGCGCGGCCAGUGGAGCGCAUCACGGCGGCUGGCUGGGGCGUCCUGAUCGUGGCGUUCGCUGGCCUGUCCGAGGAGCGUCGCGGGGAGGGCCGCCACUGGUGGCCGCCUCGCUGCUUCUCCUGGGCGCGGGGGAGGCGUGCGUGCUGGUCCCGUCCUACCCCCUGCUCACGGCUGCUGCGCCGGCCCGUCCCUGGCCGCGCGCAGCGGGGGUCUCCCGGAUCUCCGACGAUGCUGUUUUCGUUCGCUCUUGGCAUGGCUCCUUGA
Prorocentrum cordatum is the source of this 1111-nucleotide messenger RNA. The record is from the annotation of a GenBank genome assembly. Lineage: Eukaryota; Dinophyceae; Prorocentrales; Prorocentraceae.